CCCGACCCCCCGGCUCAUUGUGCCUUCUUCUCACGCCGGCCCAAGAUGGCGGCGGCGCUAGACGCCCCGGGCCUGUGACUCCUACAAAGAGGGGAGCCGGGGCCGCACGGGAGCGGCGGCCGAGGCGCAGGCCGGGCCAUCUGUCCUCAGCCGUCCGCCCCGCGUCCGCCCGCCCCCGCCCGCCCGGCUUCCCGCCGGCGGCCCCGCCCCUCCCCCAACCGUCUGCCUAGCAUGGUGCGGCGGCCGCGCGCGCCGACAUGGGCGAGAAGCUGGAGCUGAGGCUCAAGUCGCCAGUGGGCGCCGAGCCCGCCGUCUACCCGUGGCCGCUGCCGGUCUACGACAAGCACCACGAUGCUGCUCAUGAGAUUAUUGAGACUAUCCGGUGGGUCUGUGAGGAAAUCCCGGAUCUCAAGCUGGCCAUGGAGAACUACGUCCUGAUCGACUAUGACACCAAAAGUUUUGAAAGCAUGCAGAGGCUGUGUGACAAGUACAACCGAGCCAUCGACAGCAUCCACCAGCUGUGGAAGGGCACCACGCAGCCCAUGAAGCUGAAUACUCGGCCGUCCAAUGGGCUCCUGCGUCACAUCCUGCAGCAGGUGUACAAUCACUCUGUAACCGACCCCGAGAAACUCAACAACUAUGAGCCCUUCUCCCCUGAGGUGUACGGGGAGACCUCCUUUGACCUGGUCGCCCAGAUGAUUGACGAGAUCAAGAUGACGGAGGACGACCUGUUUGUAGACCUGGGCAGUGGUGUGGGGCAGGUUGUCCUUCAGGUGGCUGCGGCCACCAGCUGCAAACAUCACUACGGAGUGGAGAAAGCGGACAUCCCAGCCAAGUACGCAGAGACCAUGGACCGAGAGUUCAGGAAGUGGAUGAAAUGGUAUGGAAAAAAGCAUGCAGAAUACACACUGGAACGAGGUGACUUCCUCUCAGAGGAGUGGAGGGAGCGGAUCGCCAACACGAGUGUUAUAUUUGUGAAUAACUUUGCCUUUGGUCCUGAGGUGGAUCACCAGCUGAAGGAGCGAUUCGCAAACAUGAAGGAAGGUGGCAGAAUCGUGUCCUCGAAGCCCUUUGCCCCUCUGAACUUCAGGAUCAACAGCAGGAACUUGAGUGACAUUGGCACCAUCAUGCGUGUGGUAGAGCUGUCGCCCCUGAAGGGCUCCGUGUCGUGGACCGGGAAGCCUGUCUCCUACUACCUGCACACUAUUGACCGCACCAUACUUGAAAACUAUUUUUCUAGUCUGAAAAAUCCGAAACUCAGGGAGGAGCAGGAGGCAGCUCGGCGCCGGCAACAGCGUGAGAGCAAGAGCAGUGCGACCACCCCCACCAAGGUCUCCGAGAGCAAGGCCGCUGCCGCCGCCGCAGCUGAGGCGCCCGUGGACUCUGGUGCUGAGGAAGAAAAGUCAGGUGUGGCCACUGUCAAAAAGCCAUCUCCCUCCAAAGCCCGGAAGAAGAAGCUGAACAAGAAGGGGAGGAAGAUGGCUGGCCGGAAGCGUGGGCGGCCCAAGAAAAUGAGUGCUGCGAACGCUGAGCGCAAGUCCAAGAAGAGCCAAAGUUCACUGGACCUCCUGUGCUCCCCUCCCGCAGACCCGCCCUCAGCCUCACCCCAGGAUGCAUACAGGGCACCUCAUAGCCCCUUCUACCAGCUACCUCCGAGCACGCAGCUCCACUCCCCCAACCCGUUGCUGGUGGCGCCCACCCCACCUGCGUUACAGAAGCUUUUAGAGUCCUUCAAAAUCCAGUACCUGCAGUUCCUGGCAUACACGAAAACCCCACAAUACAAGGCCAACCUGCAGCAGCUUCUGGACCAGGAGAAGGAGAAGAACACAAGGCUACUGGGCACUGCGCAGCAGCUUUUCGGUCACUGCCAGGCCCAAAAGGAGGAGAUCCGAAGACUGUUCCAGCAGAAGCUGGAUGAGUUGGGCGUGAAGGCUCUGACCUACAAUGACUUGAUUCAGGCCCAGAAAGAAAUCUCUGCCCACAACCAGCAGCUGCGGGAGCAGUCGGAGCAGCUGGAGAAGGACAACAGCGAGCUGCGAAGCCAGAGCCUGCGACUGCUCAGGGCCCGAUGUGAGGAGCUGAGGCUGGACUGGUCCACGUUGUCUCUGGAGAACCUGCGGAAAGAGAAGCAGGCCCUGCGGAGCCAGAUCUCAGAGAAGCAGCGACACUGCCUGGAGCUGCAGAUCAGCAUUGUGGAGCUGGAGAAGAGCCAGCGGCAGCAGGAGCUCCUGCAGUUGAAGUCCUGUGUGCCACCAGACGACGCUCUGUCCCUGCAUCUGCGUGGCAAGGGGACCCUGGCCCGAGAGCUGGAGGCUGAUGCUGGGCGGUUGCGUCUUGAGCUGGACUGUGCCAAGAUCUCCCUGCCGCACCUCAGCAGCAUGAGCCCUGAGCUCUCCAUGAAUGGCCAUGUCGCCGCCGGCUACGAGCUCUGCAGUGCAGCUAGCCGGCCCUCAUCCAAGCAGAACACCCCCCAGUACCUGGCCUCCCCCUUGGACCAGGAGGUAGUACCCUGUACCCCCAGCCACAGUGGCCGACCUCGGCUAGAAAAGUUGUCUGGCCUGGCUUUGCCAGACUACACCCGGUUGUCACCAGCCAAGAUUGUGUUGAGGCGGCACUUGAGCCAGGACCACACAGGGGCUAGCAAGGCAGCCGCCAGUGAGCCACACCCUCGGGCAGAGCACACCAAGGAGAGCACCCUUCCCUACCAGAGCCCUGGUUUGUCCAAUAGCAUGAAGCUCAGCCCCCAAGAUCCACUGCCUGCCUCCCCGGCAUCCUCGCCACUCACCUCAGAGAAGGGCAGUGAGAAGGGCGUGAAGGAGCGUGCCUACAGUAGCCACGGGGAGACUAUUACCAGCCUGCCUGUCAGCAUCCCACUCAGCACUGUGCAGCCCAACAAGCUGCCCGUCAGCAUCCCGCUGGCCAGCGUGGUUCUGCCCAGCCGCGCUGAGAGGGCGAGGAGCACGCCCAGCCCUGUGCCACAGCCCCGAGAUGCCUCAUCCACACUUGAAAAGCAGACCGGUGCUUCUGCCCACGGUGCAGGGGGCAGUGCAGCAGGGGGCAGGAGCCUUGCCUUGGCGCCCACAGGCUUCUAUGCUGGCUCGGUGGCCAUCAGUGGGGCCCUGGCCAACAGCCCAGCACCUCUGGCCUCAGGGAUGGAACCAGCUGUUUUCGACGAGCCCUCUGGUCCUGGCAGCCUCUUUGCCAUCAUGGCGUCUCGUAGCACACCGCCACAGCUCCCGCCUCUGCUGCCACAACCUCGCAACUCCGGCCCUGCCUCUCCUGCACACCAGCUCUCAGCCAGUCCCCGCCUGAGUGUGACCACCCAGGGUCCACUGCUGGACACCAGCAAAGGGGAGCUGCCCUCUGAGCCUGCCUUCUCAGACCCGGAGAGUGAGGCUAAGAGGAGAAUCGCGUUCAGCAUCACAGCCAGCUCCAGCUCGAAGCAGUCGCCUUCUACCAGGCACAGCCCCUUGGCCUCCAGCACCCGUGGGGACUGUGUACAAAGCCACGGGCAGGACAGUCGUAAGCGCAGCAGAAGGAAGCGUGCAGCAGCUGGGACCCCCAGCCUCAGCACAGGUGUGUCCCCCAAGCGCCGGGCUCUGCCAACUGUCGCUGGCCUCUUCACACAGUCCUCGGGGUCUCCCCUCAACCUCAACUCCAUGGUCAGCAACAUCAAUCAGCCCCUGGAGAUCACAGCUAUCUCGUCCCCUGAGAGCUCCCUGAAGAGUUCCCCCACCCCCUACCAGGACCACGACCAGCCCCCAGUGCUCAGGAAGGAACGGCCCCUGGGCCCGACCAAUGGGGCCCAUUACUCACCGCUGACCUCAGAUGAGGAGCCAGGCUCUGAAGACGAGCCCAGCAGUGCUCGAAUUGAAAGAAAAAUUGCAACAAUCUCCUUAGAAAGUAAAUCUCCCCCGAAGACGCUGGAAAAUGGUGGUGGCUUGGUGGGAAGGAAGUCUGCCCCCUCGAGCGAGCCUGUGAACAGCAGCAAAUGGAAGUCCACCUUCUCACCCAUCUCUGACCUCAGCUUGGCCAAGGCCGUGGACAGCCCGCUACAGGCUGGCUCUGCGCUGAGCCACAGCCCCCUGUUCUCUUUCCGGCCAGCUCUGGAGGAGCCUGCUGCUGAGGCCAAGCUCCCCACCCACCCAAGGAAGAGUUUUGCUGGCUCUCUGGCUGCAGCCGAGGGCCCGAGCCCCGGCGCCAAUCCUCCCAAUGGCCUGGCCUUCAGUGGGAGCCUCGCUGCAGACCUCGGUUUACACAGCUUCAACGACGGUGCUUCCCUCGCCCACAAGGGCCCCGAAGUGGCCAGCCUGAGCGCCUCCGUGAGCUUCCCAUCCCAGCGGGGCAAGGACAGUACCACAGAGGCCAACCCCUUCCUCAGCAGGCGGCAGCCAGAGGGUCUGGGUGGCCUGAAGGGCGAAGGCAGUGCAGGCAAGGAGUCCGGCGAGACCCUGUCCCUGUGCGGGCCUGCAGACAAGGUUGCACUGCCUCAUGGCAGUGGCAGGGGCAGCAAGGGCCGUGACCGGGAGCUGGACUUCAAGGGUGGCCACAACCUCUUCAUCUCUGCUGCGGCUGUGCCUCCAGGUGGCCUCCUGGGUGGCCCUGGCCUCGUGACUGUGGCUUCCUCUGUGGGCAGUGUGACACCUGCUGCCCAGGCUCCCCGGCCCUUCCUGAGCACCUUCACGCCUGGACCCCAGUUCACUCUGGGCCCCGUGUCCCUGCAGGCCAACCUGGGCUCUGUGGCCGGCUCCUCCGUGCUGCAGUCCUUGUUCAGCACCGUGCCAGCUGCUGCGGGCUUGGUGCACGUGUCAUCCACUGCCACCCGACUGACCAACUCGCACACCAUGGGCAGCUUCUCCUCCGGGGUGGCCGGCGGAACCGUUGGAGGUGUCUUUACCCACGCGGUGCCUUCUGCCUCUGCUCACCCGUUUGGAGCUGGUGUCGGCAGCGGGGCUGUGUGUAGCAGUGCCACGCUGGGCCUGAGCCCGCUGCAGGCGGCGGCCAGCACCUCGGCUUCUUCCUUUCAGGCCGCGGCUUCGGUCGAGACUAGGCCGCCCCCUCCACCUCCCCUGCUUCCUCCUCAGCACCUGGGCCGGCCCCCUGCGGGGCCGCCUGUCCUCCAUGCACCCCCUCCUAACGUUGCCUUGCCUCCUCCGCCUGCGCUGCUGGCCUCUAACUCAGAGCCAGUGCUUCUGCAGAGCCUGGCCUCCCUCCCGGCUAACAAAGCUUUCUUACCCCCCUCCUCUGCCGCCUCUCUGCAGCCUGCUAACGCCUCUCUGUCUGUCAAGCUCGCCUCCCUCCCACACAAGGUCUCCCGCCCUUCCUUCACGGUGCACCACCAGCCCCUGCCCCGGCUGGCCCUGGCGCAGGCCGCACCCGCCGCCCCGCAGGCCAGCUCCUCAGGGCCAUCUGCUGUGUGGGUUUCCCUUGGCAUGCCGCCUCCUUAUGCCGCGCACCUUUCGGGGGUUAAGCCUCGAUAAAGACCUUGCUUAGCUAACAGUUCAUGUUCCGUAAGGUAAGGCUAGAGCCAAACCACCCCUCUUGCCUGGAAGACGGCUGGCAGGGCUGAGCACAUGCCCAGGGGCCUGAGUGGUAGACGGGGGCUGAGGGAGGCAGGGUGUAUGUAUAGGAAGGACUACCUGGUCCUCAGCCAGCAGCUGAGGAGAUGAGAUUCAAGUGUGCACAGAGCUGCGGUAGCCACAGCCCGCCCUGAGGCUCCUGGCCCACGGCUGUUCGUGAUUUUGGAGUCACAUCUUUAGCUCUAAAUUAAGGCCUCUGUCACCAGCCAACCUGUCCAAGGGAAACGAGAUAGUCGGGGGAGGCUGAAGGCUCUGUCCACAGGCAGAAAGCUGCCUGAGGUAGCAUGGAUGUUCAUGAGCUCCGAGUCGGGGCUUAAGGUCCAGGGAGCAGGUACCUGUCCACCUGUCCCUGGACAGGAGCUGUCAAACCCUGCCUGGCUGUUGUCAUGGUAGUAGACAUCCCCUGUGAGUGAAGAGCCAGGUGUCAGGCCUCGGGCCUUCUGUAGGGUAUGGCCAUGUGGUGGCGGUGGCCUUGGCACAGGACAGGCUGGCCAUCGCCAUCUGGAGUCCUGGGACUAGGGCCUCUGAGCUGACCCACCCCGUGUGCUCAGCAGGGCGCAGCUGGAGGGGCUGGACCCAGCAGUCCCUGCCAGGAGCACCCCUCUGCCCUGCGUCCUGUGGGGCGGCUCAGCCAUGGUGGGCAUGUUGACUACACCUAACCCAUGCUCCUCCUCCCUGCAGGUAAUUAGGACUUCUACCUCAGCCACGACCUAUGCAAGGACGGUGUGGACCAAGCCUGCUGCCUGCCAGGCCGGCGGAGCCGGACGUGGAGCCUCUGUGAAUCGGCGGCACCGCAGGAGGUGCUGGACUGGUCCAGUUUGUACUGUCGAUAGUUUUAGAUAAAGUAUUUAUCGUUUUUUUUUUUUAAAGUAUAAGCAAUUCUGACUUAUUUUAUUCCAUCAAAGUCGUCCAAGGCAACCUCUUGAGACGUCUAAAUGUCUGUGAGAGAAUCACAUAAAGACGUGGCCUGCCGGGCUGGCCGCCACAAGGACUCUUGACUCCGUCCCCGGUGCUAUCUCACCGAGUCCAUGCCUGCCCGUCUCCAACUCCACCCCGGGUGCUGCCCCACAUGUGGACCGUGGCCAAACAGUUCUCAGAUACGCCCCACGCUUGUCCUGAUACCAAAGGCACGCCAGGCACGCCCGACGGGGGCUGACCGCUCAGAAGCCACCCAGUGUCACUGUGAAUGCCCCACUGUGAACCGUGUGGCACCAGGCGUGCCUUUGCUGCGGGUCCAGACUGGGCUGGGGUAGGACUGUGGGUGCCUGGCGACAGGUGGUGCUGACUGGUGUGGACCGCUACUGCAGGGCUCGGUGGCUCCUGUGACAAGUGCAUUUACUUUGUAUUUCUUUACUUUUCUGGCUCGGGGCAUGCUGGCCAGGUGACAUGGGGCUGGCCCACUGUGGGUCCCCUGGCAUCUGUGUAUAAGAGAGUCACAUGAUGAGUGACAGUAUUUUAUAGAGAUGUGAUGGAGAUUUAUAAAUUUCAUAGACUUGACUGCAUUUAUUUUUAGAUUGUAUAAUGCACAGUAACUUUAAAGGAAAGAAAAGUGAGGAGGAAAAAUACUUUUAUUUAUUCAAAUGCACAAAAAAUGGCUCUGGCCAGGGACCCUGCAGGAGUGUGGCCCACAUGUGCUGGGCCACCCAGGGCUUCUGGUCACUGUGGGCACUGCCUGUGUCUAGGAGUUGCCUCCUGGUCCUGGGUGUGGCUGCAAAGUGCCAGGGCUGGCUUGGCUUGCUAAGGCAGUCCUGACUGCCCUCAGUGCUGCUCAUUUCGGGUUGAGGUAGGUGGGCUGUGAGUGGGGAGGCCAUGUUGACCCCUCAGCCUGACCUGCCUCCCAUGGCAGUUGUGAAGACAGAUGGUGCUGGUGUCCCUUCCCGCCCCUCCCUUGUCUCCCACCCCUGCGAUGGUGCUCAGCUAGCCAGGCUCGUUCCUGCACACCUCAGCCAGCUACGGUGCUGCAGGGCAGGGCGGCCAUAGUUAGCAAGUCCCGAGCCUGGAUACUACACUGAGUGAACACUGUACACCACCUGCCACCCGGCGGCGGCUGCCGCCUCUACCUUACUUGAGUGUUAAGGGACAGAUACUGCAUGGUCGUGGCCCGCAUGGCCCAGUGGGCCACAGGUGCUCCAGGCAGGCACAGCUGCAAGUCCUCUCCUGAGCCCACAAGAAAGGGGAACCCACAAACUGUUCAUGGUAGCCUGGGUACCCUGGCUGAUGGUCCUAGCGUGGGGUGAGACUGCCUCAGUGGUCCCUGCCACUCCAGCCCAAGGCUGGCUCAGGGCUUGAGCUCAGGAAAAUGAUAGGAAGCCCUAAGGGAGGCGCUCCUAGGCUAGCCCACAUGGGGACUCUACCAGACACACGUCCCGGUUCCCACCCUCAACCCACACAGCUGUUUUGGCAGCCUGGCCUGUUGAUAACUUGAUGCAGCUUUGCUCUGUCUUGUGAUGACCUCUGUUCUUAACAGGUGCACUGUUCUCUCCCUUGGCUCCCCCAAGGCAUCUCACACAUUGUUGCCGCCUCUAGACACAGUAAUAAAAGCCGUUUUCACUUGA
This is a messenger RNA of Mesocricetus auratus (golden hamster), 8134 nucleotides long. It is a transcript of the gene Dot1l, whose product is annotated as DOT1 like histone lysine methyltransferase. The record is from RefSeq and is a predicted model, not a curated record. Gene Ontology annotation, molecular function: histone H3K79 methyltransferase activity. NCBI's taxonomy places the organism in Eukaryota, Metazoa, Chordata, Mammalia, Rodentia, Cricetidae. The transcript is spliced from 28 exons. Gene Ontology annotation, cellular component: nucleus. Gene Ontology annotation, biological process: DNA damage checkpoint signaling; heterochromatin formation; regulation of transcription regulatory region DNA binding. Bases 258 to 5480 code for a protein of 1740 amino acids.